AUAUAUGUAUGUAUCUACGUAUGCACAUAAACCAACACUCGGUAAAGAUUAAACAGAAUAAACAAACUCGAAAAACUACAGCACAAAACGAAAGAGCUCGGAACUGAGCGUGAAUAGAAUUGUGAGUGUAUUCCGAAAGCAGAUUUAUUAGCACAUAAUGUAUUAAAUUCGAGAAUAAAUAAAAUAAGUCAUACAUCUCUGCCGGCUUUAUAACAUUUGAUGGAGAGAAUGAGAGAGUGAUAAAUGGGAAAAUACUCCAGAAUUGAGUCUUUGAAACGAUUAUUAAGCCAUGACGUCAGUAAAGGAAACUACAAGGUUAGCCGUAAAUCGACGAGGUCAAACAGACAAUGGGAAAACAAUUGAUCGUUUAACUAUCAUUGAUGAAUCCGAUUGCGAUUUUGAUUCCGAAUAUGAUUCCGAUUGCACAAACUUCUUUCUUAAUAUGUCUUUAAAAAAGUCUUGCCAAUGCCACAGCGCUAUGAAACGACAACAGAUGAUGAUGAUUAUGAGGAACAAUAGGAGCUGGCAGUUUCGAUUGGUAGUCACCCGAUAUGCGUCUAAAGUUUUACUAUCGAUUUUAUUAUCGAUCGUUAUUCUAGCAUCUGCCCAGGAAGUAACGAGAGACACAGAAAAAUUGCUUGGAUCAAACAGCACAGAAAGCCAUCGAAAUCAAACACAUACAACUGCUAUUGACACUCCUAUUAUAAAGGAACACAGCCAAAGCCAGAACCAAAGGCAGUCGGAUCAGCUCCUAGGUCAAAUGCCAGCAAGCAUACAAGGAUUUAGCGUAAACAGAAAUAGUUUGAUUAGUGGAGAUUCUGUGCUGCAACGUCAGCUGAGGGAGAAAGCGAAACAGGAUAGCUUGGAAUCAAUUAAAAUGCAUAUUUUGAUGCGACUGAACUUAAAGAAAUUGCCCAAUAUAACAAAACCAAUAAAUGUACCUCAGAACAUAUUGGAGAAUUUUUACAAAAACUAUAACUCCUCGCUUUUGAACUCGAUGUGGGGUCAAAAGAGUAAGCCAAACGGUGCUGCUAUUCCUGCUCCAAACAAGCCUGGAUCUGCUCUGUAUAUGCAUGAAGAUACUGUGACAGACUCUGUGAAUGUUACGCAAAACAUUAAACAGAGCUCUAAUAAUAAUUCUAAAUAUGAGGCGUCCAAUAGAAAUACGUCUUUGGAAAUGCAGGGUGACGAUCCUAAUAAUUUUAAAGAUUUUCAGUACAUCUAUAAUAUUGAAAUUGAUAAGCAUCAAACGGGUACAAUGCAUAAGGCCACUGAAUUUACAAUUAACGACGAUGAUAUUGAAUAUGAAAGCAUACUUUCUCAUAUAAACCGUGUUUAUAUAUUUCCAGAACAGCCCCAUGUACGACAUAAUCGGAAAACAGAUGUCUUACGCUUUAAAUUCGAAUCAGGAUCCUCAGAUAUUUCUUAUGUGACACUUCACUUGUAUUUGCGUGGAUUGGAAUGGAUCAGUAUCUAUCAACCGAAAAUGCUUGAAGAAUUGUCCGAUUUUCAGAAUAAGGAGAUUGUCGUAGCCUUGCAUCGGGCCAUACGUCGAGCAAAUAACACAAAUUAUACGCAUAAGGCAAAAAUCUUCGAGUUCCGACAUAAAAUUCCAACUGGAUUGGGUCAAUGGGUCAACGUGGAUUUGAAACCCUUAAUAGGUACAGGAGCCGCAAUAGAUCCCAGUCAAACCCAGGAGAUUUUUAUAAAAGGUGUCGAGCCAUGGAUGCGGCCCUUGGUUGUCACGACAGAUAGUACUGCAAAAAAUCCAUUGACCGUGCAUAUUGAAAUUGGCUCCCGCAAAAAACAUCGAAGAAAACGAAGCGUUUAUCUCGAUUGCACCGAGAACGAUCACGAUAUGCGCUGCUGUCGAUAUCCUUUAAAGGUUAACUUUACCAGCUUCGGAUGGCACUUUGUUGUGGCACCCACAUCAUUCGAUGCAUACUUUUGCAGCGGUGACUGCAGGGUUGGGUAUUUGGAGCAGUAUCCACACACGCAUUUAGCAGCGCUGACUACGUCGGCGACGCCAUGUUGUUCGCCAACGAAAAUGAGUUCCUUAAGCUUGCUGUAUUUUGACGAAAAUCACCAACUUGUGUUGAGUGUAAUACCAAAUAUGUCCGUAGAGGGAUGCAGCUGUUCCUAGCAGACAAUAUCAAUUUACAUAUGUAUAUGUACAUGUAUGCUAAUAUUAUAUGAACGAUUAAUUUUACGUAUUGCGUUUAGGUAUAAAUAAAAUAGAAUAAUCUAAUGCACAUAAUAAAUGCAGUGGAGUCCGGUUAUAGCGACAUUCAAGGGACCGACGAUUUUACGUCGCUAUACCCGGAGGACGCUUUAACCAGAAGGAGCAAAAAAAUAUUUCUUUCAUUUUUUUACCGUUGCCAUGUUCGUAAAGGCGUUUGACACAAAGAAAAUUAUAUUUGUAAUCAAACAACAAUUUUUUAUAUAUAUAUUAUACAUAUUAUUACAAUAACAUGCUAUCGAAACAUUUAUGUGACGUCGGCAUUGCAGCUUGUGUCUCUCUCUCUCUCUCUCUCUCUCUCUCUGUCUUAGCAGCAUUUGUGUCGCUGCUACGUACACACUGAUAAAUAGAAACAUAUACAUAUGUAUGUAUAUAUUUCUAACAGCAUAUUUUAAUGCUUAAAUUUGUUGUCAUUAUUUCGCAUUUUUUUUUCGACACGUCGUCAAAAAUGUGAAAAAAAAAAAUCGUCGGGAUAAGCGGAUUGUCAUUAAAAGCGAAGACCUACUAAGCGGAGGCUCUUUCAUAUAUGUUUUUAUGGGGACCAACCAAGACAUCGAAUUUUCGUCGACAUAUGUAACCGGUUGGACGCUUUAAGUGGAGUCGUUAUAACCGGAUUCCACUGUAUAUAAAUACUCGAAUAUGAACAUACAUACAUAUUUGCACAUAAACUUUGAAGUACCUGUAGUAAUGUUUGUUUUUGUUUGAGUAGGGCAUGAAUGAAUUUGUCAUUUACAUAAAUCUAGUUAUGUAUAAAAUAAUAAUAAAUAAAUAUAUGUAUAUAUAUUCCCUUCGAUCAA
Molecule: messenger RNA, 3036 nt
Organism: Drosophila mojavensis
Lineage: Eukaryota; Metazoa; Arthropoda; Insecta; Diptera; Drosophilidae
Gene: myo
Product: growth/differentiation factor 8
Exons: 5
Coding region: 290-2143 (617 amino acids)
Biological process (GO): SMAD protein signal transduction
Cellular component (GO): extracellular region
Molecular function (GO): cytokine activity; growth factor activity
Source: RefSeq, a predicted model, not a curated record